AUGAUCAAAAGCUUCACAAACAGUUUUAGAAAUAAAAGUAGCGAUGUAGACAGAUGGAAUGAAGUUGGAGGUUUGAAUGGCUUAUUAAUAUCAAUCAAAAGUUUAGGUCAAGGCUACCGAGAGUUAAAUACCGACAAUAAUUGGCGACAAGAAUCAUCAGUAUGGGGACGAGUAAUCCAAUUAACAACAUUAAAGAAACAAGAUGAAAAUGCCAGGAAAUGGCUAUAUACAGUAUGGCGUGUUGAUCGUCGAUCAAUUAGAUCCGUUUUCUAUGAAGAUAUAACAUCAAAAACUCUACCAACACCAUUAGCUCACAAUGUUCGCAAUAUUUAA
Messenger RNA from Didymodactylos carnosus, 333 nucleotides. The record is from the annotation of a GenBank genome assembly. Lineage: Eukaryota; Metazoa; Rotifera; Eurotatoria; Philodinida; Philodinidae.